Molecule: messenger RNA, 856 nt
Organism: Argiope bruennichi
Lineage: Eukaryota; Metazoa; Arthropoda; Arachnida; Araneae; Araneidae
Product: CB1 cannabinoid receptor-interacting protein 1-like
Exons: 4
Coding region: 281-766 (161 amino acids)
Biological process (GO): negative regulation of signaling receptor activity
Cellular component (GO): plasma membrane
Molecular function (GO): type 1 cannabinoid receptor binding
Source: RefSeq, a predicted model, not a curated record
GGAUCAUUUUUGAAUAAAUAAGAUUGUAUAGCAUAUAUGGGCUUUGUAAUAGAGCAGUUUAUUAUAGUUCUGAGUUUGGUGCUGCUUACAAUAAAACCAUCAAAAGUACUUUCAUAAAAAAAAAAAAAAAGAAAAAUCAAUCUAGUCUCGUUGAACAGACUUCGGUUGUGAUCUGGUAGUUGUUCUAUGACAGGGUGUUGUUUUGACAGUGUGAAGGUGUUUGAGAAUGGUGUGUUAAUUUGCUUUGGUUGUUAAUUCAAUUGUGAAUGAGAUUAGAAUCAUGAGUAAGGACACAACUAAGUAUACGCUAACUAUUAACAUAAAAAGAGACGACGAUAAAGCUCUUGUUUAUUAUAAACAAGAUGGUGAAAGAUUUCAAUCCAACUGCACUAUUAAAUUGAAUGUUGAAACUACAUAUAAAUUUUUGCUUAAUUUUCGUCCACCUCUUAGAAUAAAGUCAGGAAGCUUAAAGAAUAAUGGAUUAGAAGUGAAAGAAGAAGGAUUUACAUCUGAAUCGUCAUCAUAUUGUUUACUGUGGACAAGUAAUGAUGUUGUUGUUUCUAAAAACAAAGGGCGUGAAAACUUCACUCUGUCAUUAACCGUCCCAGAUUUAGGAACCUUGGAAAUACCACUUCAAUUAAAAUUCUAUGAUGCAAAGGAUAAGAGUCAUUCAGUUUGGGGAAAUGAAUUACAUCAUAUUGAGUAUGAAUGUAUUUAUAAAAAAGACUCAUUUUCUUUUAGUAUAGAGAAAGAAAUGUUUAGAUGAAUUUAUUCUGAAUUAUGUAAUUCAUGUGCCAAGUUUUAUUUGAACACAUUUAUUUAUAUUGUUAUUAUAUUCAAUUCAUUGGAUUUUCAA